CUUGACUUCUUGACUUCUUGACUUCUUGACUUCUUGACAUCUCAAUCUCCAGCAAGUCAAACACAGAGGCAGACGACGAUCCUGACUUCCUUCUCAAACUCGCACAUCUCAGCAGUAUUCACAACUUCUCUUUGUGAUUACUUUUUCAAUCUUUCCCAACCAUCAAGAUGUUUGCGACCAAGGUUCUCCGUCAAGCCUCUGCUGCUGCUGCUCACGCUGAGCGUACUCCAUUGAUCAGAUUCAUGGGCAAGAGAUCAAUUCCCUCUUCGGUUGAUCACUCUGCACGACCACAUCCAGCUUCCCCAACCCACGAACUUCCUGCAGGAUUCGUUGAGGCUCAAAAGUCUUCCUCCUCUUCCUUCUCCUCCUACAGACAAAAUGCUCAACAACAUGGUCCACUUGGUCGCAGUGCCAGAAGUGACGGUACAAUCGGUUCCCUCUCUGGUAGAGCUUUGGGCUCCGUUGCUCCAGCCAAGGGAGAAUUCUUUGAUCGCAGUGAACUCCCUGCACGUUUCCGACGUACUCCAAUUGAUCUUGCCGAGAUUGAUGCCAUUGAGACUGGCGGUGCUACAGUUGUUUGCUAGAUUUGAAGAUUAAGAAAAGAAAGAAGAAAACUAUUUGUACAUUUAUGGCUGGCUACGGAAAAGUGAUGGAUCGAGGGAGGAUAUACCCACGAAAACGAUGGAUUUCAUGAAGAUUCUGUGAUAAGAUGGACGAAUAUCAAUAAGUUAUCUUUCAGGACAGAGUGGAAUACGCUCUACGUCUCUGUUUGAAAGUUUGGGAUGCACAAAAGGAUUGUAGCUCGGAUCAGUGGCAUGGAAAAGUUGCUUUUAUGGGAGUCGGAGCAUGUAUCAUCUUCCCUGUUGGAAUAAUUCUGAUCUUGAUCUUUACUCUGGAGUAUGGGUUUCUGGGAAGUUCUUUUUAUGGGUGGCUAUCUGCAUCGUUAUGAGAUGAGUUGAAGACAGCAAGAAUAUAACAAAUAUCAAACCAAAC
Messenger RNA from Botrytis porri, 993 nucleotides. RefSeq lists its product as uncharacterized. The transcript has 2 exons. Gene Ontology annotation, biological process: 2-oxoglutarate metabolic process. NCBI's taxonomy places the organism in Eukaryota, Fungi, Ascomycota, Leotiomycetes, Helotiales, Sclerotiniaceae. The record is from RefSeq and is a predicted model, not a curated record. Bases 168 to 584 code for a protein of 138 amino acids.